GUAGGUGGGUGGGAGGCAGGCAGGCAGGCAAGCGGAGGAGGCGGUCCUGGCUAUAGCUCUUGCUGGCUUUGUCAUAUCGCGGCUGCCUGCGGGAGCUUUCACCAUGCACACCUCGCCCUGCGCCGAUGAGAUGGGAGAUGCCCCCGCUGUUGACAUCGUGGACAUCUAUGAAUCGAUACGUGAACGGCAACGUCAUGACAGUGAAAGGUCUACUUGUAGUGCCUUGGAACAAAAUGACAUAGAAGCAGUUGAGGCACUUGUUUGUAUGAGCUCCUGGGGUCAAAGAUCACAGAAAGGAGACCUGUUAAAAAUAAGACCUCUUACACCUGUUUCGGAUUCAGGUGAUUUUGCAAUGCACACUGAACUCACAUCUGAGUUGCCCAAGGAUUAUAACUUUUUAUCCACACUGUGUAUGACACCACCAUAUAGUCCAGAUUUUGUUGAGCCUUCCACAACAGUGCUGCUCUCAUCCCAAGCGACUUAUUCAAAAUCUAGGGCAAUCAAAGCAAACACAUCAGCCUGCCUAAUCACUCCUCCAGGUUGUGCUCUUGCUGCACCCAAGCCAGCUGUCCUGAACAUGGGGAGAGAGUCUACCCAGAAGCCAGCAAGAGCUGAGCAACCUGUUCCUCAGCAUUGCAGAGCCAUGGCAACUAGUGUGAUCCGCCACACUGGCGACAGUUCCAGUUACUCCCGCAUUCCUGCUCUUCAAGUAAAAGCAGAAACAACGUCGGGCACCAGCGGUUCUGCAGAUGGACAGGAGGCGCAAGACCAGAGACAUCCCAGAGUUUUGCAGGACUGCAGGACUGACAGCUUACCUUGCGACGCUUUGCCAAUAUGUGAAUCAUAUUUGCACAACUCAAGUUGUUGUAGAGCUACCAGUAAAGGGCAUGAACUGCAGAGGCUUACUCCGCAGCAGACACCUUUCCCAAAGAAUUGUGAAAAGGAUCCACAGCAAAAGACCACCUCGCUGCUACCCUCCCCACUUUCAAAUCCCCACGUGAUCUGCCAAAUGAUCCCCUUGGAUGGACAAAGAGGUAUGGUUCCUGGCUUUCUAAAGCCCUCCACUCAGAUGGCAGCAACAGUCAAACCCAUCUUACCCCACACAGCCCCCGUUUCUCAGCCUGUUCUAAUGGGGCCUUCUAUGCCUCGGGGGACUGUUAUGUUGGUUCUUCCACAGACUGCUGUUGCUCAGGCACCUCCAUGCCAACAAACUGUGAUGUCUGUUGGGAAUACCAAGUUAUUGCCACUAGCCCCUGCCCCGGUUUUCAUUGCCUCUGGCCAAAGCAGUGCACCUUUAAUGGACUUUUCCCGGAGGAGAAACUAUAUUUGCAACUUUCCAGGCUGCAGGAAAACAUACUUCAAAAGCUCUCACCUCAAAGCUCAUCUGCGCACUCAUACUGGAGAGAAACCUUUCACCUGUAGCUGGGAAGGCUGCGAUAAGAAGUUUGCCCGCUCUGAUGAACUUUCUCGCCACCGCAGAACUCACACAGGAGAGAAGAAGUUUGCCUGCCCAGUCUGUGACCGCCGCUUCAUGCGUAGUGAUCACCUGACGAAACAUGCUCGCCGUCACAUGACCACAAAGAAAGUGCCCAGCUGGCAGACAGAAGUUGGCAAACUGAAUAGAAUUGCAACCAUGGAGAAGCCUAAAAGCGAGACUGCUCUGAGCAUGCUUCUGCCUAUGCUCUCUUCUGGCUAACAGGCGUAUUUGUGAAAACAAACAUUUCAUGAGGAACUUGAGUGGCUUCAAAAAACUGCUUUGACUUAUUUUUCUUUUUUAAUUUUCCAAGAAUGGUUGCAUUUAUAUUGGGGAGGGGAAAAAACUGUAAAGUCUUCUGUCCUGUCUCUCUUCUUCCCAAUCCGUUCAGUUUAAGCCCUAUUUAAAUGUUGUUACAUUUUAUUUCUGUCAGCCUUUUCUUUUCUCCAACGUUUUUAGGGCAUUCACCAGCACUUCAGGAAAGCAACAACAACACAUUUUUUUGGAUGGAGGGAAGUGUUGGCAAUAGACUCAUCUUUGUAAACAUAUCUUUUUGUUGAGUAACAGUGAUAGAUGAAAAGUGAAACAGGGUGACACCCUCUCCCUGCAUUUUAUACUAGUGUAUGUAUGUCAUAUCUGUUCUGCUGCUGUCUGACCUUGCAAUCAGCCUUUGAGAGGAGUGAUAUGCAAGUUCAGAGUGACAAUUGGGAUACUUUUUUUUAUAGUUCAAAUUGAAUUACAAUUUCAUUGUGAUUGAAUUCCAGCCUAACAACUGAAUCCACCUUGGGACUGCCUGCUGUGUCAAAUUUUAAAGCACUGACAAUAUUUCCCAUGUCUGAAUAUAGAUGCCUAAGUAUUGUAUGGGUGGUUGAUGCCUGAAAGUAGCUCAACACCAAGUUACAUGCAGCACUGACCACGUGUGGCCCUGGUGUAGUAACUCCACAUGGUUAACUACACAUUGAAAAGGUUUUAACCCAAGACACCAUUGCAUAUGUAUGUCACACCUGCUGGUAGUCGAUUGUUGACAUGCGAAUCCUGCACACGCAUGGAACAUCAGCCUUUUGAAGCUCUUAUAUGGGUUAGGGUGCAUUGGCAGGGCUGCGUAUCAUCACCACUGCAUUUAAAUCUACUCUUGAACAUGGGAUUCCACAGUACUGGUUGCAUCCCUGCUGCAGUCUGCUGGUCUGACUUGAGCUGGGCACAUGUGGUGGGCCUAGUUGCUAAGGAACUGUUCAUACUAUUUUGAAACAAAGGAGUGACUUCCUUGUUAGAGUGCCCCCUGUGUUUAUAAAUUGCAACAUGAAAAGUGCCCUUUUAAUCUGAGUGCUGGUAACUUUUAGAAGGGUUGGGGGCAGUUUGUCUUUCAAUUGGAAGUCCUGCCAAACAACAACUCUCAUAUCUCAUUGACUUCAGAGUGAAAGUUAAGCAUAUCCAUCAAGUUACCCCUUUUGACUUUAAUGGGAAAUUAAGUGCCUAGAUUUAGAUUAUCCCCUUGAUAUGUUAAUAACAAGUACAGUAUACUGAUGCUUAAAGGAAAUGCCCAACUACAUUUAGCUAUUCUUUUAACCUAAAUAAAGGGUAGGGGAUACAGUAUAUGAUUUCAAGUAAGAGUUAGCAUUUUUUUAAUCAUCCAAGCAAACAUUUGAACACUGAUCACAACCACAGACAGCCCCUUAAAUCUCACUUAUUCCGUAGCUAAGAGGAUAAACAAGGCAAACAAAGCAGUUGGACAUUCAGUAGCACUUAAUCAGUUGGAGCUCCCAUCUUGUCAUAGCUGCACUUUUAAAUAAAUGAGUGGAAUUUGUAAUAGAAUACUGCUGACUAGUAAUAAAUUGUUCCAGAUCAACAAUUAUUGGUUUCUUUCAAAACUGACCUGAACGUUCUUAGUUUUGGAAAUAAUGGCCUCCUUUUUCCAUAGUUGGAUUCCAUAGUUCCAGUGUUGUAAACCGCCCAGAGAGCUUUGGCUAUGGGGCGGUAUACAAAUGCAAUCGAUCAAUCAAACAAUAGCACAUUGGAUGAGUAAAAUGAAAGGAUGGCUGGUGGUAAAGCUGCUGUUUCUUGUCUUUUGGAGAGCUCACUGAGGGAACUAAAAUAUGGGACACCAGUGGAACAUUCAGGUCCCAUCUCUAAUGAUUUGCUCAGUUGUGCAUACAUAUAUUUAAUCAAGUUGAGAUAAUUGUUCCAAUGAUUAUGUGAAAGCAUGAUCAGAUGUAUAUGUGUGUGUGGAGUAAGUCAUAUGACAUUUCAUUGGUAUUUGAAAGACCUCUAAUAGAUAGACCUCUUAUAGUUGGUGUAUCAAUCUGAUCCUUUUAUUGCUAAGCCAAGAUUGCUGUGCAUUCAUCUAUUUAUUUUGGAGCCAUCGGAUAAUAUUUCCACGUAUGAUGGGAGUUUACUGAAAAUAUGUUUGAAAUAAGUGCUUUGAGAACUGCAGUUAUAAAAAAAAGUGUGCCAAUGUAUCUACCAUCAAUUUUAGACUAAUGUCUAGAGCAGAGAUGCAGAACCUGUGGCCCUUGCAAUGUUGUUGGACUCCCAGCUCCGAUCACCUAUAAGCCCCAACCUACCUGAUCAAUCAUUGGGGAUGAUGGGCGUUGUAGUACAAAAACAUCCCCAUCCUUGAUUUGGGCAAUGCUGAUGUAUAGGCUUGCCAGUAUAUUUACUGGCUCUGCUUCUGUGCCUCUAGCAGAAGCCUGAUCUGCAGACAUUUAGGAAGUAAAGCUUAUCCUAUCACUUCUUCAACAUGCCCGAAGUGCUUUCCCUACUAAAUUUCUGCAAGUUGGGCUGCUGUUAAAGGCAUAGGAUCUCAGCCAGAAAACAACUACUAAUAACUGACAACCCUACUGGCAUAACAUCAUGGUUUGAGAGAGCGCAGAGCCACUUCAGUCAGUAUACCCAUAUUAAGUGUUUAUCUGCCUGUUGGUUUACUAUUGAAGGUAUUAACUUUGAUGAAGUUGAACAUAACAGAAGCAUCCGUUUCUCUUAUAAAAAUAAAACAGCAGCCAUUAUUAUGAAUAUAAGAAUUAAACAUUGCCUUAAGUUGAUCAGAAUCUUUCAUCCUGGCCUAUAUUCUCAAUUCAAGUACAUUGUAAGCAGGCUUCCUUUGAAAUGAGAUUAGACUAGGCUAUCGUAUUUUGUGACCUGCCAAUAUAUUAUGGCUUCCCAAGUCUAUCAAACGGAUGUCAAGAACAGGAAGUUUCUUGAGCCCCUAGUAGACUGUUCUACAGGGUGGGUGGGAUGCAUUGAUGGAUCACUAGUUAUGCAUGCCUGGGAUGUUAUCCAAAUUGCACCUUAGUAUGUAUGUGUGUGUUUGAUUUACUCUUACUAUAAAUAAUAAACUUUAUUUGGCAUUUCAAGAGCCAGCAAAUCUGUGGUCCUCUGAAACAUGUCAGUAGGUACAAGGUGAGUGUAGAUAGUUUAUUCGCUUUAUGCUCGCCUGAUGGAACAAAAAUGAAUAUUACACACAUUCAGUGUUUGCCUAUAAGAAGGCAGGCUAAAUGUAAAAAAUGCAACAACUUGAUUAGUUGGAAACCAUGGUCUCUUCCUCUUUCUGUACAGUAUGCAGGUGCAAGAAUCCAUUUUUCUCUGGUGCAAUUCCACUGAAAUUUGUCAAAUGUUGCCUGAAAUCACAAUAUUUCCCUUUUAUAAUCGAGAGACUUUUAAAAAAGUUUCCCAAUUUUUUUUUCCUGAUUCUGAUUAUUACCUGACUUAGAAUUAUGGGGGUUUAUGUUUGGUGUAGUGAAAUAUUGUGCCUCCUAUUUUAUAAACCUUGUUUUGUCUUCUGUUCAUUUUAUUGUGGGAUUCCUGUAUUUGUGUGUAUAUGCAAAUAUUGUUUGUAUUUCUCCAAGGGCUGCAUUGUAA
Messenger RNA from Rhineura floridana, 5329 nucleotides. RefSeq names its product KLF transcription factor 11 (gene KLF11). Gene Ontology annotation, molecular function: RNA polymerase II cis-regulatory region sequence-specific DNA binding; DNA-binding transcription factor activity, RNA polymerase II-specific. The record is from RefSeq and is a predicted model, not a curated record. The transcript has 4 exons. Gene Ontology annotation, biological process: regulation of transcription by RNA polymerase II. Lineage: Eukaryota; Metazoa; Chordata; Lepidosauria; Squamata; Rhineuridae. Bases 104 to 1696 code for a protein of 530 amino acids.